Messenger RNA from Sinocyclocheilus anshuiensis, 5562 nucleotides. RefSeq names its product serine/threonine-protein kinase LMTK1-like. The record is from RefSeq and is a predicted model, not a curated record. The coding region runs from base 411 to 5147 and encodes 1578 amino acids. Gene Ontology annotation, biological process: peptidyl-tyrosine autophosphorylation; brain development. The transcript has 13 exons. Gene Ontology annotation, molecular function: protein tyrosine kinase activity; ATP binding. Lineage: Eukaryota; Metazoa; Chordata; Actinopteri; Cypriniformes; Cyprinidae.
UUUAUGGAAGCAUCUCCACUAUUCUUAAUCACUGGUUGUCCACAAUCUCAUGGGAAGAACACAGGAACUGCCCCUCCCUGCAUUCUCUCUGUCUCUCUCACUCUCUCUCUCUCUCAAGUGGAAGAUCUAUUUGCUUUUUAUUUGUAUGUUUUCUUGAGAGUUAACAUGAUGUAUUCUCGAGACCUGGGUUCUCCGGUUGUGCAGCAGCAUGGGCCAGUUCCUAAUGUUCUGUCCGGUGAGGGAUCCGUCUGGGGUCAUGUUGGCACCUUACAGGUGCUCUGUGAAGAGCCCAGCAGUGCAGGUUCACGGGGUGAAAGGGAAGAGUUAAAGAUUCAGCACAACCUGAUGUAACACUUGCACAUUAAGAGCAGGAAUUUGAGAAUGCAGAGGGAGAGGAAUAUCCAGCGGAUAUGUCCAUGCCGGCAUCGCCUGCAUCGCACACCGGUCCUGAAGUCUACAUUCUGCCUCUCACCGAGGUCUCUCUGCCUGUCGCCAAGCAACCUGGCCAAUCAGUCCAGCUCCUGAGAUCCACGGAUCUUGGCCGUCACAGUUUGCUUUAUAUAAAGGAGAUUGGGCAUGGCUGGUUUGGCAAGGUAUUGUUGGGGGAGGUUCACUCUGAUCUCAGCAAUACCCAGGUGGUGGUGAAGGAACUAAAGGCCAGUGCCAGCGUGCAGGACCAGAUGCAUUUUCUGGAAGAGGCUCGGCCAUACCGGUCUCUCCAGCAUCCGGCUCUAGUGCAAUGCCUCGCUCAGUGCACAGAGGUCACACCCUACUUAGUGGUCAUGGAGUUCUGGCCCCUGGGUGAUGUUAAAGGUUACCUGCGCAGCUGCUGGGCAACAGAUUCCAUGACCCCUGACCCCUUACUACUUCAGAGGAUGGCGUGUGAGAUCACUUCAGGCCUGCUUCACCUUCACAAAAACAACUUCACCCAUAGUGAUCUGGCUUUAAGAAACUGCCUGCUAACAUCAGACAUAAAAGUUAAGAUUGGAGACUAUGGACUAUCGCAUAACAAGUACAAGGAUGACUACUUUGUGACAUCAGACCAGACCUGGAUUCCCUUACGCUGGAUUGCCCCUGAGCUGGUUGAUGAGGUUCAUGGUAACUUACUGGUGGUGGACCAAACCAAGGAAAGCAACAUCUGGUCACUCGGUGUAACAAUCUGGGAGCUGUUUGAGUUGGGGAAUCAGCCGUACCGCCAUUAUUCAGACCGACAGGUUCUCAGCUAUGCUGUAAAGGACCAGCAAUUGAAGCUGCCCAAGCCACUUCUUAAGUACCCUCUUUCUGACCGCUGGUAUGAAGUCAUGCAGUUCUGUUGGCUUCAGCCUGAUCAGAGGCCCAAUGCAGAAGAAGUUCAUCUGCUGCUAAGUUACCUAUGUGCCAAAGGAGCCAGUGAGGCAGAGGAAGACUUUGAGAGACGCUGGAACUCCAUGAGACCAAACACAAGCCAUGCUACUGUCCAUGGAGCCGGUGCACUAGCAAUCGACAUGCCCAUGUCAUCCACCACUUCCUCAUUCCCCCUACUGGAGCAGUUCCCCACUGGAGACGGCUACCAUUCAGAAUCUGGAGAUGACAUCUUAACGGUUACUGAAACCAGCCAUGGCCUCAACUUUGAGUACAAGUGGGAGCAGGCACGGGCUGAACAGCACUACCAAUCCUCAUCCACCACGGGCACUUUGGGUCAAGGCAAUCCCCAUUGUCAGGAGGUGUACUACCCUCCGGGCGGAAUAGUGGGGGGCUGUGCUGUUGAAGGACUUGACCUAGGGGUUUCUCCUUCAUAUUAUGAGCCCAAACAACUACACACCCCUGGUGUGGUACCAGUCCUGAGUGCUCACAGUCCAUCAGUGAGUAAUGAGUACUACAUUCGCAUUGAGGAGCCAGUACAAAGCAAUAUUGAUAUGAACUUCACCAUGUGUGCUUACAGCCCAGAGUUUGGGGGGAGCAAUGCAAGUUUUCUAACAGGUAGUGGAGACUCUCGGGAGUGUAUGAACUGUCCCCCUGAAGCUAAACCAGACAUUUAUUGGUCAACAGAUAUCCACAAAAGCAGUGCCUAUGAUUCAGACACCAGUCCUGCUAUGUCUCUAACUAUGGAGCCUCUUUUGGGCCAUGGUAGCCCUCUUAGAGCAUGGGAGUCUGGUCACUAUGUCUCAUACAAAGACAGGGAUGGAGGUUACUACUAUGAACCAUCACCUCCUAGGAUCAUAGACCGCUACCUGAUACGAGACCCAACAGAGCCUCCAGAAGAGAGCUGGGGGUCUCGAAGCUUAAGACAGGCACUUGGGGAACUGGAGGAGCCUUUAGGCAUCUCACCAUCACUUGGAAGUCCUCCACAAGGCUAUGCUGAUCCUUACUUGGAGAACAUUCAAGGCUCCAUUAUAAGAAAGAACGUUACGGGAGGAUAUUAUGAUAUGAUGGGCUCUUUGAGGAAGACUAUGCCAGGUAGCCACUCAGUUUGUAUUGACAUGGCAUCAGGUGGUGCUAUAUUCGUAGGACGAGAUGACAGCGACUCUGAUGAAGAGGAAGACAUCUUUGUGGAAAGGCGAGGAAGAAGCUGGUCCACCAGCAAUCCAGCAAAUACAAACACAAGGAUCUUGAGUCAAAGACAGGGGUCUUGUAUCCAAGAUUCGUAUGCAGAUUUCCACUACACUAUGCCGAUGACUGAUGUUGAGGAUACAUGGCCAGAAGAGCAGACCCUGUCGUACCAUAUGGCCAAACCUGUUGACUACUUAGAGGCAACAGUCAAAAGCAACACUUGCCUGGUGCAUGGAAGACAUGUACCUUCAAACCCUUCACCCGAGUGCAGCUCGUAUAUCCAUAUGUGCCAUGAACCCAGAGAGGCUGAAGUAUAUCCCGUGCCAUGUUGUCAAGCUUUGAGCAGUUCACAUUUUGUAGAUCCUCUAACAGGAACAUUUGUGAGGAACUGCUUCAUGAUUGACUGUAUUCCAGGGAAACCCAUGACAUUGCCCAAAAAAGACCAACACCUAGGCCAAGCACCUUUAUCUGCUGGAUAUAUAGUCUCCAAAAUAGAGUCAUCAAGGGAAGGUGCCAAACAGUUUGACGUCUCCCAGCAGUAUGUGGAUAUUGCGGUAGGGGAAGCAAACUUGAAGCAAGAAAAAGCAUUGCAUGAAGUUGCAUCUCCAACAGAUCCCAAAACUGAAAUUAUUGCCAUCACUCCACAAUUGGAGAAAUCCCAAGCUGAGUUACCCAAAUCAGAGCCAGAGUCAGACUUAAGCAAGACAGCAGAAAGUGGUGUGGACCAUGGACGCUCUAGUAUCAGUCUGGUGGAGAUUGAUGACUGCAGCGAUGAUGACAUCACUGACGUAACCUCUGGGAUUUUUGGUGACUUCACCAUUGAAGUGGAAACUGUUGACUACACCAGUCCAACAUUCAAGUCAUUACAAAAGCAGGUUGGUACGCCAGACUCCAUGGACUCCAUUGACAUUCCAUCUACAGCAUGUUCCAGCGAGACACUCAGUCCUGCCUCUAUUCAUCCGUCAAGCUCUCCCAAGACAGUGGACAGUGGAUAUGACACUGAAAACAAUGAAUCUCCAGAGUUUGUCCUAAAGGAACCCCAUGAGCUACAAGAUUCUAAGGUUUUUAUCCAACCCUUGGGAAAAGUGACCUCUGGGUCUAACUUUGUCAGUGAAGAACAAGAGAUUAAAAGGGCAGAAGAUGAGAAACUAGAGGACAAUGUUGAUAUUGUAAUGGCACUGACAACAUUUGAGAGCAAUGAUGGAGAGUUGAAAGCGCUGAGUGAUAAAACUCCAUACAGAGAUUCAGCCUACUUCUCUGACUAUGAUGCUGGGAAAGAUAAAGAAAGCGAAGAGGACAUCAAUGAACUUGAAGAUCAGAAAGAUGGACCAGAGGAAAUUAUAGAUAAAGAGGAGCAACUUCCUCCAAAAAAGGAGGCAGAUGGAGAUGAAUAUAAUUUGCCAUCUUCAAAGGAAACUGAAAAGGCUCCUGAACAGUCUGACGAUGCAACCUCAAACGCUCCAUCAAAGGUUGAAGAAGGUAUGUCUGGUUGCAACAGAAUCAGUAGUGUGUCUCUUUCAUCUCCUGAUAAUGAAGUGUCUACCAUAAAAGAUCAUUUUGAUGAGGAUGAAAACUUUGGUGUAGAUUCAGAUCUUUCUGCAGAACUCGUACCAUCUGAAGUAUCUGAUUCAGAUACUUUGCUUGGUCCCGAUGUAAAGCAAGAUGAAUCUUUCAAACAAGUAGGUAGUGAAGAUAGUGUGUCUCUCGACCAAAUAACUUCUGAGGGUGAAGGUGCAAACAUCAAUAUUCCAAAGGUCCUUACUGAUGAGAAUGUAGAGGGCAUUGUCAAAGAUGUCAUUUUGUUCGAAGAGGAACUAGCAUCUCAGAAGGAAAGGAACAGUUCCCUUACACAUGAGAGACUGGAAUCCUUGAUUAAGGACUGUGAAGGAGGACGUAAAAGAAACGCCACACGUUCUGGCUCUCCUCCCCCUCCACUAGAAGGACGGGUGUCUCCCACAGAUGGAGAGGAGGCUGAUGAGGAAGACGGCGACUCUGAGGAUAGCGAUGAGUCCGAUGAGGAGCUGCGGACUUACAGUAUCCAGGAACAGAGCGAAGAAAGCGAGGAUGAGCUCUUGACCGUACCUAUCAUUGUGAGUGACUGCAGCGAUGCACACAAACUCAGAAGUCUACUUAAGAUGCCAACACUGCUCAGCGACUCACUGUCUGACGAAACUGAGAACAAAAAGAAGGUGGUGUCUUUCUUUGAUGAUGUCACCAUCUUUCUGUUUGACCAGGAAAGCCCAACCAAAGAGCUGGCAGAUCAAAGUUUUCCCUUGGGUGGAGAGUCAAGCAAACCAAGUGCAAAGGGUAAAGCACAAAACCAGCAGGAAAAGGUCAAUGCCUCCGAUGACUCUUCUGACGGAAACAUCUCAGAAGAGAGUGCAGGUUUUGAAUGGGAAGAUGACUUCCCAUUGUUGCCCCUUCCCACAUCUCCUAAGGGGUCUCCUCCGGACAUCACUGCAAAGCCGAGCCUACCGAGUGGCAGUACUAAACCUGUGGCACAGGUCUCCCGUUUUACUGUUUCUCCAUCCAGUGUGUCACGUUUCUCCAUCACACAUGUCUCGGAUUCAGAUAUGGAUUCUGCAGGAGGGAGCAGUGAAGAUGGGGAAAGAGAGUGAAUAACCGUACUACUGCCAGCAGUGAGUGGCACUGACAGACUCUUAUUUAUUUUUGUUUAUUUUAUUUUUUGAUUGAGGAGAUCACAAUAAGAAGGAGGUUUUGAUCUCUUUGGAAACCGCUUUUGGAUCCCCUCAAAGACAGUGCCUCUUAAUUUCAGCAAACACUUCAGAGCAGCCCUUUUGAAAGGGCCCCAGAAGAAAAAACAUGUUGAAAUGACUAAAACAUGAUAGGAAACACAAACUAAAAUUAAAUGAGCAAAGUUUGGAUGGAUCUGCUUAGUUUAUAUGGACCUGCUGGAAACUGACUGUAACUGUUUACAACAUCAGACUGUAUUUUUGGAAAGUGUUGAAGAGACGCUAAAGGUAUUACUGCAUCAAAAAUUGAAUGAGGCCAUCUUAGCGAAAUGUAACAAAA